AUGAAUUGCUGCCAAGCUUCGCUUGUCAGGGGAGGCCAUACUGGCCUGUUCUGGGACAUCCGGCCUUACAUAUGCCUUACAAUACACUUGUGCAAUCCACUUUGUUUGGAUCUUAGUACCUUGUUGAUUUGCUUACCAUAUGACCCCUUCUCAGCUCAUGCAAGAAGGAUUGACCCUCUCAGGCAAUCCAAGGUUGAGCCCGACAAAGAUAUCUAUCAGGCAAGCAAAGAUCGGGUUCAGCGUUUGAAGACUCUCUCAUCUGUCUGGGAACAACAACGAUGGCCAGAUCCGGAGGAACUGCGCGGAUUAAUAGACCAGAUUUCAAGCCGUAUUGAGAUCGAUGAAGAAACGUACGACACUGCAGCGGUUGUAAGCAACGGACAAUCUUUAGAGAACGCAAGUUGGGCAAUUCUGAGGAAGAGUCCGAAAGUAAUGCGUGCUGUCAGACCCUUUCACCAAAAACGCCCAGCGAAAGUAAAGACCACCCAGGAAAAGCCCAGGCAAAGAAUGUCGGAUGUCGGUGUCCCCCGCUUGCAGCAAAGAGAGAAGACUGCUGAGUUUCCUUCAUGCUUUCCAGAUAACCUACCUUCAAUAUCACUCUUCAUGCCUAAAAAGGCUAUGACUGCUCGCCCUGUUACACUCCUCGAAUACAUCAAUAAACCUGCGCCGUACAUUCCACUCCCCACUCCCAAUAUUAUCCCAAUAUCAGGAUCUUCAGCCUUUGACGCACGUUAUUCCGGUCCUGGGCGUGGAAACGACAUGGCCAUGCCAUUUGCUGGCGAUUACUUCAACUACUUGACCAAUUUCCUAGUUGUUUCCAUAGUCACCAUGUAUCAGGGACAGGGCUUCCAACGAGGCGUAUUACUAUACGAUUGGGCGAUUUUGAGGCCUGUACGAGUGAAGUUUUGA
Molecule: messenger RNA, 909 nt
Organism: Lindgomyces ingoldianus
Lineage: Eukaryota; Fungi; Ascomycota; Dothideomycetes; Pleosporales; Lindgomycetaceae
Exons: 11
Coding region: 1-909 (302 amino acids)
Source: RefSeq, a predicted model, not a curated record